AUGUACUUCCGGAAGCUGCACCGGGCCGCGAAGGAACGUGGCACACUGUUGCGCAAACAAAGGCUCCAGGGAAUGCUCACCCUUGCUCACAAAGCUGCGGCCGAUCACGAUUACAGGGAGCACCACAAGCUUAUUAAUCAGCUUGCGCCGCGGGCGGUGUAUCGGAAGUUUCAGCUUAGGAUAGACGGAAAACUCCUCACUCCUGCCGAGGAAGUGGCCGAAAUGCGUAAGCACUUUGAGAAACUGUACAAAUCCGAGGACGCAACCAACCACCUCCUUGCAGUUGCGUUGACCGAAGACGUCACGGCAUGUCAGCACGAGGUGAAACAGGCCCUCCAGCGUCUGCCGGGAUCCAAAGCCGGACUCCCAGGGUCGUCUCCAGGGGCUGUGUGGCGCAUGUGCUCAGACAUUACCGCGCCAGCCAUUGCCGAGCAUCUCACCCACAGCUGGAGGGCUGGGGAGACCACGGUGUCAGACCAGUGGGUGAUCGCUAAGCUCGCCCUUCUCCUCAAACCUGGGAAACCAGGCACCCUUCCCACACACUAUAGGCCCAUAGGACUUAUCGACGCACUGGGUAAAUCGAUCAUAAGCAUGCUGAUGGACAAAAUCCGAUUUGACGUGACCCAAUACAUCCUUGACACCCCACAAUUUGCGUAUAUCAAGGGUAGGUCGACGCAGGAAGCGCCCAGGCGCGUCUUUCAUCAUUGUAGCAUGGCCAAAGAUCUCAGAAGUCGGAACCGGAGCACCCUGUACAACCGUCGCCUAGGCCGCCGACCAGCACCGCUGGCAGGCGGCCUGCAGAUAUGCAUUGACCUAAGCACCGCGUUCGAUUUGGUACCCCGCCAGGAACUGGCGGAAGCACUGGCAGAAGCCGGCGUCCAGGAGGGCCCUGCCCAACUGCUGUUACACUGGAUAGGGCGCAGCAGGUACCGCAUCACGAUUGAAGAUUGUAGCGCGGAGGUCUGCUCCAGCCGAGGGGUUAAACAGGGGUGCCCGGUGUCGCCACUGCUGUUCGCAGCCUUCACUUCAAUGCUUCUUCGAAGGAUGGACCAGAGACUGGAGAUGGGCUGGACGGCCCGGCAUAUGACCCUGUAUGCCGACGACUUUCAUGCUUCAGGCCUGUUCCACACGCGCCAUGAACUUGAUCGCCUCUGUCAAGGAGUAGGAGUGGUCAUUGCUGUCCUGCGUAAACAUGGGAUGAUCGAUAAUGCCGAAAAAGCCGCUGUCAUCCUCACGGUAGGGGGAACGCAGCGCAAAGCUGCCCUUGCUGAAUUCACAAAGGUGGUCAAAGGCACGCGAUUCCUACGGGUCAGGGCCUCGGGAGAAGACCUCCUCCUACCGAUAGUGGAGAAAACCGUGUACCUAGGAGCAGUGGCAUCAUACCGCAACUUCACCGAGCAAACGCUCCAACACAGACUUGAAUACCACAGCCUCUCGACCUUGCGAUGGCAUAUCACCAAGGUUCACAAGCUCUACAUGCGUAAGGUCCGGUUCAAUCGAGCGCAGCAUGCACUUCAGGGUAUGCCGAUCUGUGCCCUAUGUGGCGUCGCCUUCGCGCGAUGGGAGGUGCUGGAGACCCACGUUACCCAGCAGCGCUGCACUCAGGAACUCCCCACGGAAAGGUUAGACUCCCAGCCCGCCAUGUGCACCGAGGAAACAUCCGUGAAUCAGAAUGCCAGCUCGGCUAAGGAUGCGGUCGCACUCUCGUCAGCUGUGCCCCACCUUUCUCGACCCGAUGAUGACAAGCCUUGCCACCGACAGCAGGAGACACAAAGGCCGACGGGCAUGUCAGUCCCUAAGGUAGACACUCAAGAGGAGAGAAGCGCACCAGCGGUCAUGACCUCGCUUGCACGCCUUACGGAGGCCAUGCAGGUUCUCCGGCUGUCCGGACUCCAGGGACUUAUGAGGGCGGAGUGGAUAAAUGUGGAGCCUUCUCGCCGUGCCUCUACUGUGGACAAGCCAGGGCCCAUCCGAGACAACACCUUGCCACUUGCAUCGCGCUCUGGCAAGCCUGCCUUGUUGCACUACAACAUGGGUAUGAACCCCGCAGCGGCAGACUCGGCGAUGGAGGAGCUCUUCGGUCCGGUGAUGAGGGGCAAGCGCCCAACCACGGCGGAGCCCACGGACACAGCCAACGCGCCAGAGCGCCAGAACAAGGCAAGCAAACCCAACUCAGGUGGGAAAGGAAAGGGCCAUCGCUACGGCAGGGGGAACCGCUCGGGCGGUCAGCAGGGCGGAGAAUCUCAGGGCCAGACGCAUCAGCAGCGAGGACAACAGGGUCAACAGGAGACGCUGAGGCUGGUGACCAGACUUCUAAUGCAUCACCAGGAGGCGAUCUCCACGCUCCGACUCAGCACGGGGUGGGUAUGGUGGCUCAAGAUCCCGGCACCGUCGCCAAUCCCUGCCCUGGUUCAGGCUGCCAAGGUGUGGCGAGAGUCGGUGGUCAAGCCAGACAGCAAGCUCAAGAACACUCCCAUCAGACAGGCCAUGUUCUGGAGUCUGAUAGAAUUCAUCAAGUCCUCGGUCCAAAGCCCGAGCGAGGAGACCCUCAAGACGGUGAAGAGCUCGGGAUGGGCAAACGACGCUGGUCUAUGGAUCUAUCAGAGGUGGUGCCCAGAUCUCAAGGCACUGACGGUGGACACCGCGCGGACCCCCAUCUCUCCGGGAGAGCUCUUGAGGAUCCUCCAGGAAAUUCAAGGGCUUCUCCACCCAGACACAUUGUCACGCUUUCAUGCGCUGCGGGGCCUCGAGGAAGGCAUGGAAGGACAAACAGUCCGAGUGCUCAUGGAUGUCGCGAACCGCUGCUCCGAAGCGAAUCAACUCUUCGAUCUUCUCACGCAGCUCCAAGGAUGUGCCGCCCUGCAAUUGGCGGGGGUUCAGUUCAGGAGAGAGACCAUGCAGCGUCCGCCUACGCUUCAGCAGCUCUUGGAUCGCGUGUACUCCUGA
Messenger RNA from Symbiodinium sp. CCMP2592, 2946 nucleotides. The record is from the annotation of a GenBank genome assembly. Lineage: Eukaryota; Dinophyceae; Suessiales; Symbiodiniaceae.